Annulohypoxylon truncatum is the source of this 7137-nucleotide messenger RNA. Its product is annotated as putative polyketide synthase. The transcript is spliced from 4 exons. Gene Ontology annotation, biological process: fatty acid biosynthetic process; secondary metabolite biosynthetic process. NCBI's taxonomy places the organism in Eukaryota, Fungi, Ascomycota, Sordariomycetes, Xylariales, Hypoxylaceae. The record is from RefSeq and is a predicted model, not a curated record. Bases 1 to 7137 code for a protein of 2378 amino acids. Gene Ontology annotation, molecular function: zinc ion binding; 3-oxoacyl-[acyl-carrier-protein] synthase activity; fatty acid synthase activity.
AUGGAUACCUCACCUUUCAAGCCGAUUGCCAUUGUUGGCAUAGGCUGUCGACUACCUGGAAGCAUUACUAACCCGUCACAAUUAUGGGAAUUCCUUGAUCAAAGACGCUCGGCUGGUGGAAAGCUGCCAGAGUCUCGCUUUAAUAUCGAUGGCUAUCAUGGCGGCAAGGACCAGCCGGCAAUCACAGAAGCCCUUGGUGGCUAUUUCAUCCAAGAAGACAUCCGGGUCUUUGACAACCAGUUCUUCGGUAUUAAUAAUAGAGAAGCUGGUUCCAUGGACCCGCAGCAGCGUAAACUGCUCGAGGUUGUCUUUGAAAGCUUUGAAAGCGCUGGCGUCUCCCUAGACGAAGCUUCCGGUGCCAACAUCGGCUGUUAUGUUGCCUCCUUCACUCCGGAUUUUAUUGCCAUGCAAACCAAGGACGUCGAAAGCUUAAGUAGAUAUAGCCAAAUUGGUAUGGGAACAACAAUACUUGCAAAUAGGAUUAGCCAUGUGUUCAACCUGAAAGGCCCAAGCUGCGUACUGGACACCGCCUGCUCAUCUUCAUUAUACGCCCUUCAAGCUGCCUCCUCGGCGCUACUGGCGGGCGAAUGCGAUUCUGCUAUCGUUGCAGGUGUAAACCUCGUGCAGACCCCUGAGAUGCAUGUGGCUAUCUCCCAAGCUGGGGUUAUCUCACCAUCUUCAACUUGUCACACCUUUGACUCAUCCGCCGAUGGCUACGGCCGGGCUGAUGGUGUCAAUGCCAUCUUCAUCAAGCGACUUGACGACGCUAUUCGUGACGGUGACCCGAUUAGGUCCAUCAUACGCUCUGUAGCAGUGAAUAGCAAUGGGCACACACCUGGUAUCACACAGCCAAGUAUCGAUGGACAAGAAGCCGUCAUUCGCAAAGCAUAUGCGCGGGCCAAGUUGAACCCAUCCGAUACCCCAUUCGUCGAAACCCACGGCACAGGUACCGGCGUCGGCGAUCCGAUAGAGGUUGAGGCUCUCUCGCGCGUUUUUCAAAAGAAUGAGAGAGACCAUCCUCUCCUCCUUGGAGCUGUUAAGACAAACCUGGGACACAGUGAGGCAGCUAGUGGCUUAACUAGCAUUAUCAAGGCCACCCUAAUGCUUGAAAGGGGGCAAAUUCCAGCCACCAUUGGCCUUAAGCAAUUGAACCCAAAGCUCAAAAUCGACGACUGGGGAGUCCAGAUUGUGACGAGCACAAUUCCAUUACCGUCUAACGGACAAGAGACCCGCCGUGUCAGCGUCAACUCUUUUGGCUAUGGAGGGGCUAACGCGCAUAGCAUUCUUGAAUCAGCACCUCUGAAUAACAAUAAAGUCUUCGUCAACAAACCUAAGGGUGUAAACGGAAUCAACGGCACCAAUGGCACUAACGGUACUAACGGGCAUAGCAACGGUUAUGUCAACGGUGAGAACCAUGAAUAUGGUUACACUUCAGACCAAACCUACCUUAUUCCAUUCUCUGCAAAUAAACUCCCUUCACUUCAUGGCAGAGUCGAGAAAUUGUCAGAAUUGGACUUAUCAUCCAUCUCAAUCAGAGAUCUGGCGUAUACCCUCGGACAGCGUCGCACACACCUCCCCCUUCGAGGUUACAUCGUCGCCAAAGAGUCCAGUCUGCUAGAAGACAUCACUCUGGACAACCUUCGUCUUUCCACCACGGAGAAUAACCAUUCAGAACGAAAAUGUGCAUUCGUCUUCACAGGACAGGGUGCGCAAUACCCAGGCAUGAGCCGGGAGUUGAUGCAGUUUUCCACAUUCUCCCGCACCAUACGCGAGUUAGAUGACGCAUUAUCUUCUCUUCCACACGCUCCGUCCUGGAAGAUAUACGACGUCUUGACGGACACAUCAGAAAAGUGUCCCAUUAAUCAGGCCGAGUUCGCUCAAACCACCACGACAGCCGUGCAGAUUGGCAUCGUCAACCUGCUGCGAGACUGGUCCAUACACCCCCAAGGAACGGUCGGCCACUCCUCAGGCGAGAUCGGCGCAGCGUAUGCCGCCGGCCUACUCAGCGCGCGAGAGGCGAUUGUUACUGCUUAUUACAGAGGAUAUCUUGUCACCAAGGUGACUUCUGAGGGCUCCAUGGCUGCGGUCGGUCUUGGUCCCGAUAGCACAAACGAAUGGAUUACCAAGCUAGGCCUCGGCGCAAAAGUCAGAGUAGCGUGUAUUAAUUCCCCUGAAAGCGUUACUAUCAGCGGCGACAGUGAUGGUGUCGAUACUGCUUUCGACGCGUUACAAACAGAAGGGAUCUUUGCGCGAAAGCUGAGAACCGACGGCAGAGCAUACCACUCUCACCACAUGACCGUUAUCGGUCACGAAUACGAGAAGCUCCUGGAGCAAGCUUGGGCAUUAGAAGAUGCGCCUUCUCGAAACACUACCCCUGAAAAGGCGCGGAUGUUCUCAACGGUGAUAUGUCAAGAAGUGAACGAGAAACAUGUUCGCAAGCCCUCCUACUGGCGCACGAAUCUAGAAUCACCAGUUCGCUUCAGCGAAGGUCUCACGGGGCUUUCCAAGAUGACAGAUGGUAUGACGUUCGUCGAGGUCGGCCCUCACGCGGCGCUCAAGAUGCCAUCUUUGAGUACUCUGGGUAAAGACACGUCCUAUUUAGGAACACUAACUAGAGGCAAAGAUGCGUCGGUAUCGCUGCUCAGCCUUGUCGGAGACCUCUAUACACAGGAAUUCCGCGUUGACUUUGCCGCCCUCAAUAAGGCUCAUGCAGGACAAGCUGCUACGCCUAAGGUUUUGUGCGAUCUGCCCAACUAUCCUUGGCACUACGAGGAUCUGUUAUGGGCCGAGUCGCGCGUCAGCAGCGAAGCACGUUUCCGCAGACAUCCGCGACACGAGCUUUUGGGUAGCGAAAUACCAGGGGGCAACAAGACAACUUAUGGCUGGCGUAACAUACUUCAGUUAGAUAACGUCCCAUGGCUUCGAGAUCAUAAGCUCGGGGAGACAGUCGUGUUUCCUGCCGCUGGUUACAUGGCGAUGGCAGUAGAAGCCUUGAUACAAGUAGCUUCGGACGGCAAACCUUCUACCGCCGCAUCAGUCGUGCUUCGGCAUGUAGACCUACUCAAUGCCAUGCCCUUGGCCGACGAGAAUUCUAUUGAGUUGUACACUGAGCUGCGACCUCUCGCUCUUUCGAAUACCAAUAUUUCUAAAAAUUGGUGGCAAUUUCAGAUAUCUUCAAUAUCAGAUGGCGUCGCGACCAUCCGUGCCAAGGGGUCCAUAAAAUUCGACUCGGGAGACUCUAUUACAAGCUUGUCAUUGCCAUCAUCCGAUGGUCGAAUCGCGCCUCAAUCUAAGCGUCUUUGGUACGAAAGUAUCGCGAGAGGCGGCCUUGGCUUUGGUCCUGAAUUCCAAAUAAUGGAUGAGGUCUAUACGCCGGAUCCUAAGGGGACGAUGUACGCCGAAGCAAGGACAAAAUCGUUAAUCCCUGAAAUCCAGGGGUCUACGACAAAACCUAGGUACCUCAUCCAUCCGACUCUCCUUGAUUCUCUAUUCCAAGUUGGCCUUAUUUCCUGCACCGGGGGGUUCAUACAGUCUAUGGUCGCAAAAGUACCGACAAGGAUACGACAGGCCACAAUCAACCUACACCCCUAUACAGAGGGCGUGGGCACAAUUCGCUCAAAGUCGAAGGUCAUCGGCUUCUCUUCGAAUAGCCUCGACGCUGCCUUGCUCGAUACUCAACAGCAAACAAUAGCCCAUUUCAAGGACGUUGAUAUCACCACAUUUGCCGGCAACGAGAAGGUAGAGGUGCGCCACCCCUUUCUCCGAGUCAGCUGGAAACACGAUGUGGACAAGAUUAAGGAUAAUGUUUCCUUUUCCAAAGCACUUGACCACAUUCUGUCGAUUACAGAAUUAGGAUGCCUAGGCUCAAGGGGGCAUAUACUGGCCGCUCUUGAUCUGUUGGUUCACAAGAACCCGGACGCCCGCAUCUUGUGCCUCUCUGGCGAUCACGUUUUGGUUGCGAUGGCUCUAUUGGAGGUUCUCAAGGCCACGUCGCACCAUCGACGCUUUCGUUCAUUCUCUCUCGGCCGUUUGACGAGCGGCGGUAAACUCGAAGUGGCGGAGAUCCGCAACUAUACCAUGCCACUUGGUUUGAAGUCGUUGGCGUACGAAGACCAUUCGGCGGACCAGUACGAAAUCGUCAUUCUUCCUGACGAUCUAGAGGUGCUUAAAUUGCUCAAUGGCAUGACAACUACCAACAGUGUGUUCCUCCGAGCUACUGCACCUAAUGCUAAUAGUGACUCCAUCGUCGAGGGGCUGUCCACCAUAUGCUCUACAACGACAAGGUCACAUGGCAUCCAACUAUUUCGGAAAUCGCCGGGUUUAGUCGAUGGCAUCUCCGCUAACUGUCGCAAUAUCAUCCAUGUCUGCGGGUCUCCGUCGCAUCCUAGUGAUGCUCAGUUGAGGGAUGAGCUUAGCAGAGACUUGGGAAUGCCCGUGCAGCAGAUAGCACUUGCCGAUCUGGCCGAAUCGUCUAUCGCGGCCAACGCGCUGGUCAUCUCCACCGUCGAGCUAGAGAGGCCUGUCCUUGCUGGCGCCGAUCAACGAGACUAUUUUGGUAUCCAGCAGAUCGUCGAGCAGGCGGCAAAGAUCGUCUGGGUGGCAGGGUGCGGAGUCCAUCAAGGUUUCGACCCUACCCUGUCUCUGUUUCCCGGCCUCGCACGAGCCAUCAUGAUCGAGCAACCCUCGACGAAGAUCUUCACCCUUGAGCUAGACCCGCACCACGCUAGCCCCGAAUCCAUGUCUCGCGACAUUUCGGCAAUCAUCGAUCAGGCAAAAUCCCCGAUUGCCGACUACGAAUACGUCAGGGAUGGCGCCGGCCUCAUGAUCAGCAGGGCCGUUCCUGACGAUCGCAUGAACAAACAGUUCCGAGAUCGGGAUAAUGCUGUCGCGACGUCGCUGCCGCUCGGGAACGCUGGUACCGCCGCUCUGUCGCUGCAGAAGCCGGGCCAGCUUAGUACGGCGCAGUUUGUUAAGAAGCGACGUCAUGACUCUAAUAGUUUGGCGGCAGAUCACGUACUAGUGAAGGUGACUUGCAUCGGUCUCAACGCCAAGGACGUGUAUGCCCUUGCUGGGCGUGUCCAUACGACCGAAGCGUCAUGCAGCCUUGAAUACACGGGCCAGGUUGUUGCGGCUGGUUCCGCUGUCGAGGAAUUAGCCGUGGGUGACAAAGUGGCUGUCAUGUACCCCGGACACUUUAGUACCUUUGAGUCGGUGCCGUCUUGGAGUUGUGUGAAGCUAAGACGGGACGAGGACCUUUGGGUCAUGGCCUCUGUUUUAGUCGUUUUCGUAACCGCAAUCUAUGCUCUUCACUACCGCGCACAGCUACAGCCUGGGGAAAGCAUUCUCAUCCAUUCCGCCGCUGGGGGUGUCGGCAUCGCAACGAUUCAGCUAGCCAAGCUGAUCGGUGCCGAGAUCUUUGCUACGGUCGGAACGGACGAGAAGAAGCAAUAUCUUGUAGAUAACUUCGGUCUGCAAGCUGACCACAUUUUCAAUUCCCGGGACUCGAGCUUUGUCUCCGGCAUCAAGACAACAACGGCUGGCCGAGGCGUCGAUGUCAUUCUCAACUCAUUGGUUGGCGAACUCCUUCACGAGAGUUGGCAAUGCUUGGCAGACUUCGGCCGCUUCGUCGAAAUCGGUAAGCGCGAUAUCGUCGAUGGCGGUAACUUGAACAUGGAAGUACUCUCUCGUGGCACGACCUUUACAGCAUUUGAUCUCAGUAUGCUCGCUGAAUCAACGUCUCCGGCACAUCACCGCCUCUACAAGACUAUGCUGGCACGCGCCAUGGAACUCGUGCGGAGUAAGAGUGUGCAACCCGUGAAGCCCUUGUCCGUCUUCAAGGUCUCGGAAGUAACACCCGCCUUCAACUACUUUAAUAGUUCGAAGCGGAUGGGGAAGAUUGUGAUCUCGUUCGAGGACCAGACUCAGAUGGUUCCAGUCGUACCGGAUAAGUUCUCUGCUGUUCUAGAUCCUAACAAGAGCUACUUGCUCCUCGGAUGUUUAGGUGGCCUUGGUCGUAGCCUUUCGACAUGGAUGCUAAGCCGCGGUGCUCGAAAAUUUGUCUUCGUUGGUCGUUCAGGGACCGAGAAACCAGCAGCCAAGCACCUAGUUGAGAAUUUGGAAAAGGCUGGCGCAAGUUGCAUAGUAAUUAAAGGUAAUGUAACCAACGAGGAUGACAUGCUGAGGGCCGUCGCCGCAGCACCAGCACCUCUGGGAGGUGUUGUACAAGCUGCAAUGGGCUUAAACGAGGCUAUCUUCAGAAACAUGUCUCGAGAGCACUGGCUUAACGGCACCGAGGCCAAGGUCAAGGGCACCUGGAAUAUCCACAACGCGCUAUCGAAGCUCGACAAGGAAAAGGAGCUCGACUUCUUCAUCAUGACGAGCUCUAUCAACGGUAAGGUUGGUACUGCGACAGAGAGUAACUAUUGCGCCGCGAACAACUUUUUGGACGUGUUUGCCCGCUACCGCCGUAGCCUCGGUCUACAGGCCAUCUCCCUUGGGAUAGGCAUGGUUUCGGAGGUCGGCUAUUUGCACGAAAACCCACACAUAGAAGACCUUCUCCUGCGUAAAGGUAUUCGCCCUAUCACCGAAGACGAAUUGUUGCAAAUUUUCGAUUUCGCUCUAUCCGAGCCACCAACCUCGGCGCAUCCUAGGGACCUGCUUUCGCAUCCGCACCUCCUUACUGGUUUGGAGGUGACAGGUCUCCAAGACCAGCAUAAGCAAGGCUACAAUGGAUACUGGCAGUUCCUAGAUGACGCGCGCUUCUCCGUGCUGACUUGUGCGCUCAAACGCAGUAGCGCUAGCGAGACAGCAUCAGGUUCUGGUUCACAGUGGACUGCAAUCAGUGAAGCACUCGACUCAGGAGAUAAAGCAACCCUUGUAACCGUUAUCAAGGACUUGAUUGCGAAGAAGAUGUCCAAUUUGAUUCUGGUUCCCCUUGCCAAGUUGGAUGUCAAGACACCUCUGUCGGACUUCGGGAUGGAUUCGAUGCUGGCAGCGGAGCUGCGACAAUACAUAUUUAGCGCGACAGGCGCAGACGUCCUUUUCCUGACGUUGAUGGAUAAGGCUACGAAUGUAAUGACAUUGUCGGGAAUAGUGGCAGACAAGCUGCAAGAAUCCAGGAAUAAGGAGUCUUCUUAG